AUGCCUACUUUAUUGCUCAUCUGCCUAUUGUCAUGUGGACUUGCGACUGUGACCAGCCAAGGUGUAGCUUGCCAAGGGCAGGCCGACAUUUUGUUCAUCCUGGAUUCCUCUUCGAGCAUUUCUCGCGCCAGUUACAACACAAUGAUCAAUUUUGUCAUAAAUGUCACUCGCAAUUUUUACAUCGGACCCAACACCGUACAGUUCGCUGCCGUUGUCUUUGGUAGCGCCCCUUAUUUGCAGUUCAACUUUAACAUUUUUACAGAUCAUCUGGCACUUGAACAGGCCCUGCAUCGAAUGGCAUAUCUAGCGCAAACUUCUGACACAGACAAGGCACUGCAGCUAGCAAGAGAACAUAUCUUUACCCUAGCCCACGGGUCCCGACCUUAUGUACCUAAGAUUGCAGUUACCAUCACCGACGGGCCAUCCACAAAUCCAUUGAGAACGGCGGCGGAAGCAAAAAAGCUAAAGGAUGCUGGUAUUCAAAUGAUCGCUAUUGAUGUUGGAACCCUGCUCAAUCAGGAACUACAAGCAUUGGCGUCUACUUCCAACGAUGUGUUUACAGUUGCCGACUUCGAUCAGUUGUAUAGCAUCCAGAGCAGCAUCACCAGCAGGACUUGUGCCAAAAUUAACCCAUCUAAAGAUGCAUACGUCACGUGCAAUGUCACACAGAAAGCAGACAUACUGUUUAUCUUGGAUGCAUCUGGAAGUAUUGGAACUGCAAAUUUUUCUGUGAUGCUAAAUUUUUUAGUGGAUAUCACACGCAACUUCAACCUUGGACCCGAUGGAAUACAGUUUGCUUCUAUUGUCUUUGGAACAGAUGCACAGGAAGUGUUUGAUUUCACAACCUAUAACAAUCAGGCAAAUUUAGAGAGGGGAAUUCUCAGUACGCCCUACAUAGAAGGCUGGACCUACACGGACAAAGCUUUACGUCUGGCCAGGGAACAAAUGUUUUCAAGAGCCAAAGGAUCUCGACCAGAUGUUCAGAAAAUAGCAAUAGUUUUCACAGAUGGUCAGUCAAAUAAUAAAACAGCAACACAAGAACAGUCUACACUGCUAAAAAACUCUGGCGUGCUAGUUCUGUCUGUUGGUAUAGGAAGCGGAGUGGAUCAAGCUGAACUCCAAACUAUUGCCUCGGUGCCCGGUGACGUGUUUGAGGUCUCAGACUUUAACGUUCUCAACACCAUACAGAAGGAGGUCACCAACAGAACUUGUCAACAAGCUCCAGCCUGUGAUGCCAAAGCAGACAUUUUGUUUAUCCUGGAUUCCUCUGACAGCAUUAACAUUAACAACUACAAUGAAGUGCUAGACUUUGUUGUGAACCUGACACGCAGUUUUAAUGUCGGACCCCAAGCGUUUCAGUUCGCCAACGUUAUUUUCAGUGAUGCUGCCCAAGAAGCAUUCGACUUUACGAAACACACCAAUCACACAAGUCUGGAGCAG
Molecule: messenger RNA, 1440 nt
Organism: Candidula unifasciata
Lineage: Eukaryota; Metazoa; Mollusca; Gastropoda; Stylommatophora; Geomitridae
Source: the annotation of a GenBank genome assembly